CUUGAGACGUGUUCUUCAAAAAACCACUUGACCAUAAACAAAAUGAGCCUCUACAGACACCAGCAAUCCUGGGACCCAUGCCGCCGUGGAAGUUUCUCUUCUGGCAGCUGCUAUGGAGACUCUGGAAAAUGCAUCUCCUAUUACCCACCCUAUGGCCGUAGCUACUACCCCCAGACCUACUGGGGUGGUUACAGCCGUAGCUGCUACCCACCAAUCUAUUAUGGCGGUUACGGGUAUGGCCGUGGUUGCUUCCCACCACAAUAUUAUGGGGGCUAUGGUUACGGCCGGCGUUACGGAUGGGGGUACGGAUCCAGGCGUGGCAGCAUCUGUUAUGACCCUUGCAGCUACGGUUCUGGAGUGUGCUACCCUCUCACUCGAAGGUACAGCUGCAGCAGCAUCGACGGUCCCUGCUAAAUGCUAGAGUGGACUUCCUGUGCAAUGGUAAAUGGUGACAUGCACCCAAUGACUCUCUAACUGAUUUCCACACCCCAUCCACCGAAAUGCUGAACACUAAAGAUUUCCUAUGGUUAUCAUUGUGAGCUCACCAUUUCUCUAAAUCAGUCCUGUGCUUGCUUUUGCUCACAUCACAUUGUCUUCAAUUGGUCAAUUUUAAUGGACACUACCUGCAAGUCCACGAAUCACUUCUGUUUUUUUCUUCUUCUGCAGGAUAUCUUGACAAUGUAAACAUCUUUCAGUUUUCUGUUUUGUAUAUUUUGGUUUAAAGUCUGUAUUUGCUCAUUUCUUGUAGUUCUCUCUGUUAUCCACAUUAAAAGCUUUCUUUGCAUCA
This is a messenger RNA of Sphaerodactylus townsendi, 787 nucleotides long. RefSeq names its product keratin-associated protein 6-2-like. The record is from RefSeq and is a predicted model, not a curated record. Bases 43 to 414 code for a protein of 123 amino acids. The transcript is spliced from 2 exons. NCBI's taxonomy places the organism in Eukaryota, Metazoa, Chordata, Lepidosauria, Squamata, Sphaerodactylidae.